Messenger RNA from Morchella importuna, 1635 nucleotides. RefSeq lists its product as uncharacterized. The record is from RefSeq and is a predicted model, not a curated record. Gene Ontology annotation, biological process: transmembrane transport. Bases 1 to 1635 code for a protein of 544 amino acids. Gene Ontology annotation, molecular function: transmembrane transporter activity. The transcript has 4 exons. NCBI's taxonomy places the organism in Eukaryota, Fungi, Ascomycota, Pezizomycetes, Pezizales, Morchellaceae.
AUGGCGGAAUCCUCAUUACCCUCGACGUCUUCGUCGAUUUCAGAUCAUGAAGCAAUCAAAAUAGCCCCCGAGCCGCCUAUGGAUCUAACGCUGCCUUACCGUACUCUGACCGCCACGGCGGACAUGACUGAGUACACCACUGAGACUGUAGAGGGACUUGUCCUCAAGAAAACCUUCUCCCGUAAAUCAGGCGCUCUCGAAACCCACAAACUUGUUACUUUCACCAUUAACGACCCCGAGAACCCUAAGAACUGGAGCAAAGCCUUUAAAUGGUACUGCACGAUGAUUAUCGCGUUAGUUUGCUUUAUGGUGGCAUUUGCAUCCAGCGUUGUCACUGCCGACAUCCAUGGCGUCAUGGAAGACCUGAAUGCUAGUGAAGAGGUUGCCCUGCUGAGCAUCACAUUGUUUGUUGUCGGCUUUGGAAUCGGGCCAAUGGUGUUUGCACCCCUCAGUGAGGUGCUGGGGAGGAAGAUUAUCUAUACGACGACUUUGGGUGUUGCGGUACUGUUUAUUAUCCCGGGAGCCGUAGCAAAGAAUAUUGAGACGUUACUGGUCGCAAGAAUGAUUGAUGGGAUUGCUUUCAGUGCGCCAAUGACCCUUGUGGGUGGAAGUUUGGCGGACUUGUGGAGGACGGAGGAAAGAGGAAUUCCAAUGGCGGCGUUUAGUGCCGCGCCGUUCUUAGGACCUGCCAUUGGCCCCCUGGUUGGUGGAUUUCUAUCUGAACGCGGUGGCUGGCGUUGGCUUUACUGGAUCCAACUGAUCCUUUCUGCCGUCAUCUACCUACUCAUGGUCUUUACGGUCCCAGAAACCUACGCACCCGCCCUCCUUCUGGCCCGCGCCCGUAAGACCCGCGCCACUACCGGUGACCCCAGUUUCGUCACAGAACAAGAACUCGACACUCGUAGCUUUCUCGAGAUUCUCACACUCUUCUUAGUCCGCCCAUUCCAGCUACUCUUCGGCGAACUCAUUGUCUUCUUGAUCUCUGUGUAUAUGAGCGUUCUCUACGGGCUGCUGUACAUGUUCUUCGUCGCCUUCCCAAUCGUGUACCAGGAGGGAAAAGGCUACAGUGCUGGUAUCACGGGGUUGAUGUUCAUCCCUCUUGCCAUCGGUGUAGUGGCAUCGGCAUGCUGUGCGCCCUGGGUCAAUAAGAGCUAUUUGAAACGUGCGGAGAAGUUUGGUGGGAACCCGCCGCCGGAAGUGAGGUUGAUUCCGAUGAUGUAUAGUUGCUGGUGUAUUCCAGUGGGGUUGUUUAUUUUUGCAUGGACAAGCUAUCCCCGCUUGUCAUGGGUUGGGCCGGCGUUGGGCGGAUUUCCUAUUGGGUUUGGGUUUAUCUUUUUGUAUAAUUCGGCCAACAACUAUCUUGUCGACUCGUAUCAACACCAGGCCGCAUCCGCUCUUGCGGCAAAGACAUUCCUCAGGUCGUUCUGGGGUGCUGCGACGGUCUUAUUUACGACGCAGAUGUAUCAUCGCCUGGGUGAUCAGUGGGCAUCAUCACUGCUGGCGUUCCUCGCAUUGGGUUGCUGUGCAAUCCCGUAUUUAUUCUAUUACAAGGGUGCAGCGAUUAGGAGGGGUGCCAAAUACGCGUAUUCGCCGAGCAUGGAUGAGAAGGUGGGGGACAUUGAGAAUAGAGGUUAA